GUUUUGUUCCUUAGAUGAAUCUACUUGUUUUGUUGCGGAUUUUGGUGUGGAAUUGCGAUUUUUGAGAUCUACUUCAUGUGAUUAUUCAUGCGAUUGGUUUUAUGCUAUUUGUUUCAUGAAUUCAACUUAUUUUUUUCUUUCUCAUAUAUGCUAUCUCAUGUUUUUAGUGAUAAUUUACAUGUUAUAAACUUAUGACUCGAGUUUCUGGUUUAACUUCUUAUCUCAUCUUUGUUUCAUGGAAGUAAAUGAUAAGAAAAUUUAUGUUACAAUUUGUAGAUGCGCAUAUUUGUGUUCACUUGUUCUUGUUUAAUUUCAUGAGAUUAAUUUUUCAAGUGUUGUGGCUGGAAAUCAGUAAUGAAUGACCUGUCAUCCCCGGGCCCAGGGCGGCCGCCCCUCUUGCCCUGGCUCAGGGACGGGCCUGCAUUUCGAGCUCCGAUUUGCUCUUCGUUCUGCAAAGUUCAGCUAUGUAAAAACCCUAAUAGAUUUUUAUUGAAGAAGCUUCUUUUCCCCCAAAGUUUGGUGUUGUCUGGAUAUCACUCAAUUUGGGGAGCAACCCAGGUUGCCUUUUGCUAUGCUGAGGAUAUCUCAGAAGAUUCGACAAAUAACCAGCUGCCUGCAAACUCUCAAAAUGGAACCGAAGAGCUUGAGUUGCGAAACAAGCCCUCUCCCAUGAUGCCGGUUAAUGGUGCCUCUGAUACAAAGGUUGAGAGUGAACCUAAAAAACCAGAUAAAGAAGAGGCAUUGGAGCCUUUUCUGAAGUUUUUUAAGUCAAAAGAUUUGGAGGAAGAAGUUGUCGAACAAAAUGGUAUUGAACGUGUUAAAGAAUCUGAAAAGGUUGUUGUCGAGUAUUAUGAGCCGAAGCCUGGUGAUUUUGUUGUUGGUGUUGUUAUCUCUGGUAAUGAAAACAAACUGGAUGUCAAUGUUGGCGCAGAUUUGUUGGGCACGAUGUUAACCAAAGAGGUGCUUCCGUUGUAUGACAAAGAGAUGGAUUAUAUGUCAUGCGAUUUGGAUAAGAAUCCUGAGGAAUUUAUGUCCAAUGGGAAGAUGGGGAUUGUCCGAAAUGAGGAUGCUGGAAGUCGGCAACCGGUUUCUGGUAGGCCUGUUGUGGAUGCUGGAACUGUUUUGUUUGCUGAGGUGCUUGGUAGAACACUGAGUGGCCGGCCAUUACUUUCAACUCGGCGCUUUUUUAGACAAAUUGCUUGGCAUCGCGUGAGGCAGAUAAAACAGCUAGGUGAACCUAUUGAAGUUAGAAUUACAGAAUGGAAUACAGGUGGUCUCCUUACAAGAAUUGAGGGUUUACGAGCCUUCCUCCCUAAGGUUGAGUUGGUUGACAGAGUAUAUAGUUUUACUGAUUUGAAAGAGAAGGUGGGAAGUCGAAUAUAUGUGCAAAUCAGUCGAAUUAAUGAAGAAAAUAAUGACUUAAUACUCAGUGAGCGAGAAGCUUGGGAAAAGUUGUACCUACAAGAGGGAACCCUUCUGGAAGGAACUGUCAGGAAAAUUUUUCCUUAUGGAGCCCAAGUGACGAUAGGACAAACAAACAGGAGUGGGCUCCUGCAUGCUUCCAACAUAAGUCAUGGUAAAUUUGAUUCAGUUAGUGAUUUAUUAGCGGUGGGGGAGAAGGUCAAGGUUCUAGUCAUAAGAUCUUUGUUUCCAGACAAGAUAUCUCUGAGUAUUGCCAAGCUGGAAAGUGAGCCUGGCCUCUUCAUAUCAGACAAACAGAAAGUAUUUGCAGAGGCUGAAGAGAUGGCAAGGAAAUAUAAACGGAAAAGGCCAAGAAUUUCCGCUACUAAGAAAUCUGAACCCCUAACUAGCAAUCUGUUGUUUGAAGAUGAAGCAAGUCUUUAUGCAAAUUGGAAGUGGUUUACUUUCCAAAAAGAAAUUGAACCAGAUUCUCAGUGAGCUUACUGUUGACAUUUUUGUGGCAUGGGGGUGACUUGUUGAAUUAAUGUGACUCAGAGCUGGUUGCUGAUGAGCCAUUAACGUGCAAGGAUUUAUCACCAUUUGCUGAAGUGAUGGUUGUCAUUAACUUUCCACGAAAAAAGGUAUCUGACAAGGGCAGAAGUUGCUUGCCAGAAACAUCACUUAAUGAGAACUUGCCUUCUCAUUUUUGUACAACCAUGUCCGUGGGUGUAAGAGUUUGCAUUUUGUGAUCGUCGGAAUGAAGGGCAGAAAGAUCAGCAUAUUUCCUUAUGAUCCGUGCCGAGGAAUAAAUAGUUGGGAAAUGGAAGCAUGAUAUAUUGUGAUACAAAUUCUGAAAUUGUAAUUUAAUGAAAAUAUUUGAUCUAAUUUUUCGGAUGUUUGUAUGCA
This is a messenger RNA of Beta vulgaris subsp. vulgaris (sugar beet), 2307 nucleotides long. Its product is annotated as protein PIGMENT DEFECTIVE 338, chloroplastic. The coding region runs from base 355 to 1899 and encodes 514 amino acids. NCBI's taxonomy places the organism in Eukaryota, Viridiplantae, Streptophyta, Magnoliopsida, Caryophyllales, Amaranthaceae. The record is from RefSeq and is a predicted model, not a curated record. The transcript has 8 exons. Gene Ontology annotation, molecular function: RNA binding. Gene Ontology annotation, biological process: RNA stabilization.